AUCUCCUGAUAGAUUUCAGUGAUAUAUUGCAGGUAAUUUGUGAUUUAUAUUAAAUCUAACUAAAACAAAAUUAUCAGAUUCAUCUUAAAACACCAUGUUGCACCAACCUCAGGGUGUUCCAACUUGGUUAGGAAAAUCCCUGGUUGGAGCUGGUCAGGUGAUCUGUCUUUGAUUAGCCCUGGGUACACGGUUGCAUGCUAUACCUGAAUAAACCAGGGGCGGAUGACUAAUUCAUUGAAUACCUAAAUAUAUUUUCUAGGUUGAUGUUAUCACUUUAGGAAAAGUCUACUUGAAACUGCAACACGAAUUAUGCAUUAAUUUACCUGUAGUAGGUUAGCCAAUUAAUUUUUUUUUGCAUCGUUGUUUGGGGCUGGGUGUACACACAAAUUAGGAGAUCAGUCAUGAUCUCAUAAUAGACUGGAUAGACCGUAUCAAAAUGAAGGCAAUUUGAGCAAGACAAGUCUAGAAAAUACUUCAGUUCUUAGCAAGGGGAUUUCAAAAUAAGUCUAAUUUCUUUAAAACAUUACUUUAUACAAUAAUGCACUUCUUAAUCCGUAUUUUUUUCAUUGCAUUUAUAACGUUUAAUUUUAAUCAAAAACCAAAAACAGGCUACAAUCGCACAAAUACGGCAAGAUGACGGCGUGAUUUUUGUUAGAAAUUUCUUGGCUUUUUCCUAACCCACAUCGUAUGCCUGCAAUCAUCAAAAUCUUGUCGUUUCAGCGUCUUUUAAUGACACAUCUCUUUUCAAUAAGAAUUGUAUCUAUCCUUAUACUGCAGUAAAUAAUCUUAGUUAAUUAGCAGUUGAUGAAGCAAGAAACUGAACAAAAAGAUGUUAAUACUUGUGUCAAAACUUAUCCCAUAUUUGUACCAUCUUUCAGCCGGCUAGUUUCUCACCACCACCUCUUCCUUUGAAAGCUUUAUGUUUAGUUUUUAGUUUUUUUUAAAACCUGUUUAGUUUUGUCAUGACUUUAACCAUCUCAAUCUUUCUCAGAUCCUUGUCUGUAUAUCCACCGUUUCUGUCACCAGUUUCAAUUGGCUGAGAAGGAAAAUGACGUCGCAAAUACUGCCUUGCGAUUGGUCAGUCGUAUGAAACGUGACUGGAUCCAAUAUGGCCGCCGUCCAUCUGGAUUGUGCGGAGCUGCCAUACUUGUUGCCGCAAGACUGCAUGGAUUUAGUCGAACUAUUAAAGAGGUUAUUAUUAGUAUUGUUUGAAAAAAGAUAGCAUUUUUACACCGAUUAUGUCAAAGGUCCAUCUUCCAAAGCUUCAUACGCACUACAAUUUACCAUUAUUCUGGGUGUCACAAAAAUGAAAUAGCUGCGUUGCAGAUUUUUAUUCACGCAGGGUUCGUAGUGAUCUUUGAAAUCCUUGAAAGUCUUUAAAUUUGAAUGCAGGUCUUUAAGUUCUUUGAAAAGUCUUUGAAUUGUGUGAAAAAGCGAAGAAAGUCUUUAAAAGUCUUUAAAAGUCUUUAAAUUCUUUAGUGAGUAUUUGAUUAUACGAUUUCCUAGCUAAUAAAAUAGAUUGAUUGAAGCAAAAUUUUCGCAAAUAUCGACGAAAAGGCGCAUUUUAGGAUGUGAUUUGACUGGACUAAUUACUGUGUAAAAAUGGUGCUUAUAUACACUCACAAUUUUUCGACAGCUGAUUGCUCUCAAAGGUCUUUGAAAAGUCUUUGAAAAUAGGCAGAAAAAAUCUUUGAAAGUCUUUGAAUUGUUUUGGUCUUGGAGACUACGAACCCUGUUGACACGGCUAAUUAUUAGUAGGUAUCGAAAAUUAGUAUUGUUUUAGCUGUUUCAUGUACUGUAAGUACUAUUUAAAACACGAGCAGGAAUUCUUUAUCAGACAUAAAGUCAUAAACACGAGCCAAGUGUUUUAUAUCUGAUAAAGCACGCACUGCGAGUGUUUUAAAUGGCUUAAAAACGACCCAUCUGAUGAGUUAACUUUCAAAAGGACUAGGGAGAGUUUCGAGGAGCGGGAAGUUCAGUCAAAAGUUUGUUUUUGAGCGAAAAUUAUCAAAAGGCUUCAACUUUAAAGAUCCAAACCUGGUUUUCUGGAUAGUUAGUAUUUUACAUCCACUAUCUGCAAAAACUUCCGGUGUAACAGUUUCCUAUUCAAAAUAUUACACAAGUUUGAACGUGCUGAAAGUUUUAAGAUGUCUUUUAGGCGGCGUAUUUUCCACUCUAUACCUACAGUACAUAGCGGCCAUCAUGACUGGCUUCAAAGAUGGCGGCCAAGUUAUCGUUCCAGUUCCCUUAGAGUCCACUACUAUUGACUUACUUCUAGUCAGUGUUAUUAAAUAAUGGUGUACUCAGUCUAAAAUGAUUUCUAUAUAGGUUAUAAAAGUCGUUCGCUUAAGUAACACAACGAUAAGAAAAAGACUGAAUGAUUUUAAGAAGACGCCGUCGGGACAGCUUACCGUAGAUGAGUUUAAUACGAUAGAUUUGGAAGAGGAACAAGACCCGCCAUGUUUCACCGAAGCACGACAGAAACAGAAACAACAACAGAUAGACGAGAUUGAAGGUAACCAUGUGCCUCUUACCCAACCGCUUUGGUUUCCUACGCCGUUGCGUGGGUAGCGCGCGUCAAAUGCAUCCACGCGGCCCACGCAAAGGUCACGCGAGCCAUAGCAGCAACAUAGGUUUUCACUUCUUUCCAUCUACUAAACUGACGUUACGACAUUUGAUCAAUUUCUAAAGUUGUUUCUUUUUGGAUUUUUUUAUUAAUUUGGUUAGGGUUAGAGUUCGGGUUGCUGUUAGUGGUAGGGGUUAGAGUAGGGUUUGGGUUAGUUACAUAACUAUUUAACUCCUUUUCUAUCUUGCGAAAAUGACGUCAGGUCAGGAAACAAAACAAGUGCUGACCGCAACAUGGCGCCUGGAUACGAGGCAUGGUACUAUAACUACCGUCUUAUCUAAGCUGCAAAAAUGCUGCAUGAUUAUUCAGAGUCUCAACUGCGGAGCCCAGUGAUGCAUUCUGCAGCGGGAUGGAUUGCAAUUGAAUCAUAUAACAUGUAUAGCUACGACUGGAUAAAUUAAAUAUGCACAUGUCAAAGUAUUGAACUGUUCAAUCGUUAUUUGUGUUUUCAGGGCUGCAAAUUACUGUCGGACAUCGGACAAUGUCUGACUAAAUUUGGCAAAUGUCCGAGCAAAAGUGAUUUUGAUCGGACAUUGAUGCGAUCACAAAAUAAAUUGUUACAUUAUACAUUUUUUUGCUGUGACAAAAUUCGAUUGCAAAUUCACUCAAUUUGCAUUUUGCAAUAAAAUUUACGAGGCGUUCUAGCAUUUAAUUUUACGUUGCGCCAGAAUGGCAUACAUACUUGUCUCGUGACUUAUAUAUAUUUUGUCACGUAUAUAUGUCCGACCAAAUUUAGUGAUGUUGGUUUUUGUCCGACCAAAUUCAGGUUAUGUCCGACCAGAAUUAAAAGUGAUCGAACAAAUGUCAAUUAUAUAUUUGCAGCCCUGUGUUUUUCACAUAUGUAGCCACAAUAGAACCGUCAUUAUAUAGUUCCUAAAACGUAUUCCAAAUUCAAACAGUUGUAUCUCGCUCAAUAUUGCAUGUAAAUUCAAGUGUUGUAUAUCAAAAUCUAAGUUAGUCCUUUCUGAAUCCAAUGAUCUUUAUUUCAUUGCGAUAGCUUUUACGUUACAUGAAAUCAGUGUCCAGUUUUUGGGACACCCAGUAGUUCAACAGAAAUUUAUCCCAACGAUGAGAUGCCCAGUCGAGACUCCGAAUGCCAUUAUUAAGAACAGCGGCGUUCAAUCUUAAACUACUGUAUUUAUUAUUCAUCUAAGGAAUGGACAAACCAGCUUUGGCUAACGAGUUAGAAGACCUACGACGUGAAAUUGAGGCAAGAUUGGAUAAAACUAAAUCACAAAGCAACUUUAGGAAUUCACUCAACUCCGAGGACAUCGACACAGAUGCUCUUAGUGAGUGUUCUUUCAGUCUGACCAAUGAAAAUGACGAGACGUUAGACCCGAUUAGUGAUAUUAGUUCUUCUAUAUUGGGCGGGUCUACUGAGAAGGAUACUUGUGAUCCCGAUGGAGUAAAUGGGGAUAACUUAAAUGGGGAUAACUUAAAUGGUGACAAGGAAAAUGAAGAAAUUUUAAAAGGAAAAGAAGUAGAUGGUGAAGUGGAUGACCAGGUUAUUGAGAAUGACGAGGAUGAGAAUAUUGAAAAGGGUAUGGAACUUAUACAAAGCUAAAUUUUCCCCGACUUGUAAAAGUUUGUGAAAAUCUGUACAUUGUACUAUGAAAGCAACGGCAGCAAUGGCAGCAGGAUAGCGUAAUACACUCUUUCGAUAAGUGCGUCAUGGAUACGUUCUUGGCAUGGGAGCCUCGCUGUCAUCAAUCAAGAUUCCAAGUUUUGCUCAAUUAUUCAUGCCUGUAUAUGUAUUUAGUUUUUUGCAGGUAGCCAAAAAGAAUUUACGGUUCGCCCAAAUUUGCCCGCUUCGCUUGAUUGAAGCUGGCAAAUUACAACAGGGAACCAGGCACCGAAGACAUUUUUUUUAGUUAUGUUUCAUAUCGUCAAAAUUGAGUGUCCGCUAAUUUGCUCAAACCCAAUUGCUCGAAAAUUUUCACAUAUCAAGCCGACAAGAUUGUCCGCUGAUGAAUAAAAUUCGGCCACAGAACAGGAACUUUUAAGUUUUUGCUGGCAUCAUUUGAUGAACUUACGUCUUGAGUACGACUCUUAUUAAAUCUUGUCGGUAAAUAUUGCAAAAUGUAUUCGGAAAAAUUGAAAUUUUCUACUUCACUUAAGCAUGUAUAAGACCUUCUGACCUAGGGUUGCAGUUAGCUUCAGGCACUUGCAGGUAGCGCGGCUACCUAGGAUCCCAACAUCUGACAGGCAUGCAAUUAGUUCUGUCUUCUUUCCAGAUGCUGGAGACGAAGACAAAAAGGAGGAAAGAUUGGAUGAUUUAGAUGAAGAUGAACUUGAUAAUGUUAGUUUUGCUUGCAUUUCAUAUUAUAUUUUGAUAUUUUGUACAGUAUCUUAAAAGUCAAAUGAACAUUGCAGAAAGGCCUUACAUAAACUUAGUUUCUUUAGUUUAUUUUAACUGAACCUGAAGUUGAAGUGAAAACGAAAAUUUGGAUGGAAGAAAACAAAGAUUAUCUAGAAAAACAAAAAGGUUAGAAAUUUUCUUAUGAGGAACGAAUUAUGUGUCAGUACUAGCCUCCUCUGCAGCAUUUCACCCGGGGAAUCGGAUGGUCGGAAAAAAAUUCAGAAUUUUAAAUCUUCGAAGACCCAAUCGCAGGCUAAAACCCAUAGAGAUGCCUGCGAAGGAGGCUAGUCAGUCACGGCCAAUGCUGUCUAAAGUCACCUCUGCUUAUUUUUCAAUUUAGAAAAGGAAGAGCGAGAAGCGGAAGAAAGAGAAAAGGAAGAAGCGGACCCAACUAAAAAGGUUGAAAUUUUUACGCUUCAUACAUACAAUUCUCAUUUCAUUUGAUUCAAUUGAAUAUAAAGAAUACCUAGAGCCUAUUCAUGUGAGCCCAGCUGACCGGGAAACUCAGCUGAGUGUAAUCCAAAUGUCCUUAUCACUUAUCAAGUGUGUUAUCACUUACUACCAGGCCUCGAAAUAAAUCUAGAAGGUAUACCGGUCAUCAUGACCGGUGCAUUAUUAAAUUUGCCGGUCAAAGUGGAUGUUUUGCCAGUCAUCUUUUGAUUUUCCUAUAUAUUUGAACCUAUUUUAAGUGAACUUGGGCAGUUAUGAUAAAUCAUUACAGAUAAUCUGAAUAAUUAUCCUGAAUUCUGAAUAAAAUGCCUGUUUUAUUGGCAAGGAUUACGAGAAAAGAUUUACAAACAGACGAAACAAAGAAAAAAGUGUGUAUUAUUAUUACGGUAAUUAUUGUACAAAAUACAAACAGCAAAAUUCGCUUGUGAACGCAUUUUUAAGCCGGUUAAGCGAAAUUUGUCGUGCGAAUCUUUUGUAUUAUAAGCUUUUUUUAACAAAGUUGUUUCAAUUUUAACAAUAAAAAAUUUGCCCGUCAUGCAUGUCCGGUAAGAGACAGAAAAUGAAAAACUUACCGGACAAUGUCCGGUGACCGGCACUUAUUUCGAGGCCUGCAGUUACUACCAUGAGUGAGUGAGCAAGUCACAACUACAGUGAUAAGAAGUCGCCAUACAACAACAUAUAUACAUCUACAGUGAUAUGAUGAAAACGUAAAUCUAUCUAGCCAGAGUGCUACUACCAGGCGCUUUUCCAUGUAUUGGUUUGAAGAACCAUUACUCUUUAUUUUUUUCUGUGUUGGUGUUGUGUACUCAGGGGAAUAAUAUGAUGUUUGUGAUAGAUAUGUUUGGGCUAGUAUUCCAAAGGGCAAAGGUCGUAGGUUCGAUUCCCACCGUGGCCGCGGGCAUAUUUUUCAAGCUCGCCCGUUGUGGAUAUACACUCAGAGUAACAUCACAAACAUCACAUUACUCUUUAUUAUCAUAGAAACGUCGAAAGCCGUACAAACGAAAACCGAAAGAGAAAGCGAACUCCGUGGGCGAGGCUGUCGAAAAGAUGUUGAUUGAGAAAAAGAUUUCCCACAAAAUCAAUUAUGAUGUUUUGAGGAAUUUAAAUAAAGAAAACGAACUUGAAAAACCAUCGGAAUGCGAGCCAGAGACGCCAGUUAUUGAACCUGUUACGAAUUUGAUACAAGUGGUACAACCUUCCAUACCUGUCAGAUAUACCGGAAGAAAAAGGUAUCUUGUAGACAUACGACAUAUGCGACGCGAGUUGAAUUGACCAUUUGCGUAAUAGACUAAAUUUUUAUCUCAACAAAGCUUUCAUUACAGCUUGAAAGAGCAUCACAAAAUUAGUAAUAUUCCAAAGUUUCGUUGCGAAAUGUUGUAAAAUGCGGAAAAUAUAGCCUUGCAAAAUUUGCAAUUUUCAUUUUAGAUUACAAACCGGAAAUUGACAGCCUCGAAGGGUUUGGGGCUGUCAAUUUCCCGUUUGUAAUCUAAAAUGACUGAAAAUUGCAAAUUUCGCAAGGCUAUAUUUUCCGCAUUUUACAACAUUUUGCAACGAAACUUUGGAAUAUUACUAAUUUUGUGAUGCUCCUUCAAGCUGUGAUGAAAUUUUUGUCUAGACUUGUUUAGUUCAAAAUUUAGUCUAUUACGCAAAUGGUCAAUUGCUGAACGAUAAAGAUCCCGUUCACACGGGGCCGGAUAAAUGCGGAACGAUGCUCGAAUUCGUUCGUUUUCGCCUUCCGAGACGCACGAAACCGACCGAAAUGCAGCACUGCUGACCGUACGGAUUCGAAAUCAAAUAAAAUUAGGUCUAGAAAUAUGCCUUAAAAUAUCGGUCGGUCACGGACGAAGAGAGGAAACCACUGGACAUUCUGUCCGACCAAAGUGAAACUGAGGUUUAUUGUUUGUCCGUCCCCAGUGAAUUUGUGUCUGACCAACGUAAAUCAAAAUGUACCCUAGUCCACGACUAGAGCCUCGCAUGUUAAAUGGAGAAUCAGAGUAACGUAUUAGGAAAUUCAUUGCCAAGAUUCAAAGAACUAGACGAAUUUAGGUCGGUUCCGAAUUCAUCCAGCCCCAUGUGAACGCGUAGACUAAUUCUAACUUUGCUUCAUUUACAUAUGAGAGACUGCUUUCAGUUUUACUCCACAGAGGUUUUCUCCGCUCCAUUCUCCUCCUGUAGUAUUACACAGGUCUGUUAGGGUGCUUUUUUUCAGACGCGAAUUUUUGUCUCUGUAUCAAUGGAAAGAUCUGGUCUGUUUCUCAAAUAUCUAGCGAAAAUGAACCUCAUUCUAAUUUUAUCUAAAUUUUCCGGUCAGAUAGCCCAAACGUUUUGUGUUCCAUUCACUGAACAAUUUGACCGUUCUGGCCGAGUUAAUAGGGACCUUAAGCAUGUACGACGGCAACGCGACGACGACAGCCAAAACAAAUAAAUUAUUGCGAAGAAGAGUUGUUGUGUAUUAUCCACUGCAUGUAUAUAUGAAUUGAGUUCAGUUUGAAGAGAUUAUAACAAAGGCUUUAUGGUUAAAAACGCGUCUGCUGAGCAAAUUUGUAGUUUCACUUGUCGCGUCUUGACAUGUUUGCGUUGUACACAAGACGUGAAAAUCUCUGGUUUGCCGUUGUAAAAAGCCCUAACACCACGUCUCUAACUCCCGUGGGGCUUUUAAUUAUUCAUUUCUUUUGUACGAGAUCAGGAAUAUCAUUGUGUGAAUAGCCGUCGUCGUCGCGUUACCGUCCUGUCUGCUUAAGGUCCCUAAUGGAAAGCGCCCUUAGGUGUUUUCUGGUUAACCCAUUGAGCGGCGGCACUCUUACCCUUGACGAGUAAAAUUGUCUGGCAUUGGACAGAGUAAAAUAAAGUUUGGGCGCAUUGCAGCUUAAUGCGUUGAAUGUGACAAUAGAAUUGGAGAAAGUUAGGGGUCAGUUUUUUGUUUUAAUUCUAUUGCAGAGAUAAAAGUUUUGUUCCAAGGCUACCAACCAAGAGAGUAAAGGUAAUUUAUAGUAACUUAAUAUACAGUGUAAUAUGCUGUCUGGAGAUACUUGCGAACAAUCUCUACCGCAGCUUGGGAAGAUCAAAUGAUCUAUACCUUACAUGGUGAAACUCAUUAAUAAUUCUCGAAGAAAACACGAAAGAAAUCAUGACCGUGAAGAAGUUUGUAUAUCUGAUACAAAAUCAUGCUGAUUUACAUAAACUUUAAGUUUAUUUAUUUAUUUUGAAUUAAGAAUAGUUUUGUUUGUGGAAACACCACGUAAAUUUAUUGCUGCAAACAUUUCGAUCCGUAAGCCUGGAUCUUCAUCAGUGCUAAUAAUCAGGGCUUACGGAUCGAAAUCUUUGCAGUAAUAAAUUUACGUGGUGUUUCCACAAACAAAACUAUUAUAUUUUUCGCCAUGCAAACAUACAAAGAACUUAUUAUUUUAAGUUGUUGAACAAGAGUACAAGACGAAUGUUCUCAUAAAGACGUUUCACAAGCUAUUUAGUCAUCCUUCAGCUCGAGUUUGGUCAUCCUUCGGCUCGAGAAAAAAAUUUCGGUUUGUCGGAAAAGUACUGCCCUUGGCUCCCUCCAAAAACAUGGGUUUCACGGCACCACUGUAUUGGUCACAUAUGCGUGUUUCUUUAGUUUUCGGACAAUAUACCUGAGUCAAACCCGACAGACACAUCAAAUGCAGAGAGUAUGGUGGUAGAGAGUGGUCCAGUAGAAUAUGCAGAUCAGGAACAUGAUGUAGAUGAUGACGAUGAUGAAGAUGUUCAUUUGAGCGCUGCUCAGUUGAUGGGACAAGAAUAUGGAUCAGGCGAGUUUUGUGUGACAUUACGGAGCUUAAAGGCUCAGUUUCACCUGUUGAGCGAGUUUAUUUAAUUGCUAAAAUUCACUGAUUUUAUUUGAUUUUCUACAUUGCUUACUAAUAUCCAGUGGCAGAUACUUUGUGACAACACUCAAGAUUGAUGCAAAUUUUAUUCAAUCCUCAAAUAUUUUUAAUAAAUUUUAAUGAAUUAGAGUAAUUGCGGUUCCCAAACGAAGUAAGGCAUUGCUUUAUAUUCACUGCAUGAGUUUGUUAGUCUGUUAGUUUGUUUGAAUCAAAAUAAUAUUUGUGCUUGUGGUACACAUGUCUUGUGCAGUACUAUGUAUCUAUCUCAAACUCAUUAAUAAUUCAUGAGCAAAUUAGCCAACCAUAUUGCUUUAGUUUGCUCACAUGAUAAUACUGGAUACCUGAUGAAGUACAUUGAUCCUGUCCUAGGACUGGAUCAAAAUUAAUUCAAUCCUUGGACUGAGUAGUGAUUAAUUCGCAUGAGAUGUCAUUUCAAAUCCUCCAAUUCGGACUAGACUAGAUUUCAAGUCCUCGCAUUUUGAUCCAGUCUCGGCUUCGUCUCGGACUUGAUCAAAUUGCGCGGACUUCAAAUCUAGUCCAGUCCUCAUAGUCAGAUUUGAAAUAAUGUAAUAUGCAUUUUAUGCUAAUUUCAGGUGAUGUCAAUGAAUAUGAAGACUUUGACACUUAUUGAGGAUGAUGAGGGUAUAAAGCUACAGUUCUUAUAUUCAGAGAAUGUGGUAUGGUAUGACAAAAUUUAAAAUUUCACCAUUGAGGUAUGUUUUAUUUAAUAAUUUGUAUAGGGUGUGGUAAACCACUUUACUGUUUGACAGUGAGAAUAAAACAACACAUUUCUUGUGCAAUGUGAAUGAAUGCAAAUACUAAAGUAUACAAAGAUUUUAGAAUAUAUUUCACUGGCCUGUACUAUAUAUUUAAUUAAUUAUAAUAUAUAUUUAUUAAUAAUAUUUCUUGUGUAAUAAAUAAAGAUCAGCUAAUUAUAAUGCGGUCAUGUUUUAUUCAUAUAUUAUGUGGAGGGAAUGUAAUAAUUUUACUAUUGAAAUACUUGAAAAAACAAUGCCAAAAAUAAAAUACAAUUUAUUAGUCAUUUAACUAAGUGAAACAAUGCAUGAAUAAUUUCAUUUCAGGAAUUUCUAAAUUUUUAUCUAUACUUAACAAUUUGCAAGUGUACUUCUAACUUCCCACCGCAGUGCUUGUCUUUUUUUCUGUGUUGGUGCAACAUAAUUGUUUGGGACAUACGUAUGUCGAGGUUUCUGCAAAGUGACAGAUAGAAAUAUAUAACUAUACACUACACAUUUAUACUCAAGAGCAAUGAGCUGUCGACAAAUUUGAGCAAAGAAAGGCAGUUCUUUUGUUAAUUUGUCUACAUAACAUAAGUGGGACAUUAAAAUAUACACCGUGCUGUUAUUAAUUAUUACUGUACCUCAAAUGAUUCAUAUUGCAACAUUUGUUCCUGGAAAAAUAAGUUGAAAAUAAAGGUAAUCAUGGUUUCAUUCAAAGUACAUUAGGAUUUCAAAUUCACAAGUUUCUUACCCUAGUGGACCAUCUCAGGCUUUUGUGCAUUUUUUCACCAGGCACUUUAUUUGAUGACCAUUCUUGUUUGAAUUGAUGAUAUCUGAAAACAUAGCAUAAUCUCAUUUAUUCACUC
Molecule: messenger RNA, 10892 nt
Organism: Paramuricea clavata
Lineage: Eukaryota; Metazoa; Cnidaria; Anthozoa; Malacalcyonacea; Plexauridae
Source: the annotation of a GenBank genome assembly